AUGGCUGAAAUCCAACUACUUCAACGACCUCCUUCAAAAGAUGAAGCCGAGGGCAAAACGAUUGCUCUUCUAAAUGCAAGAAUUCCUACCUGGAAUGUGCUACUUGGUUCGGGAGAAUUUGACGAGUGGACACGGCAGAGUUCGCAAGAAGCCAGCGAAUUGGACACUCAGCUCCGAGACUCUACUCAAAAUUUGAACGAGGAGAGGGCAAGAGCCAUUGAAACAAUCCAAACAACGAUUUCAUCUGCACAAGAUGCCGCGCUGUCCCGACAUAUCUUAGCAGACGAUUUACAGGCCUUGUCUUCCGAGCUUGUCUCCUCAAACGAACACGGAAUUAGUCAACCGACUCUCCUCGAGGAUCUAGAAGCAUUGCACCGUAAAUUAAAGGAACUAAGAAGCGUUCAUCAGUACACGAGUGUUAUACAGAAGGCACUCUCACUCAGCGCUGCAGCCAUCGAAGAGUUCCAGUCUGCUGCACCUGGAGACCCUAUCUCGUCGAGUUCUUUGACCAAGUACACGGAGCUUCAAAAGUUUGUUCAAUCUGUGGCAUCUCUAUGUGGUGAAAACGACGCAUCGUCUGAAGGCUCUGUGGGCCUGCUUUCGUUCCUAGAGUCCAUCAGGGAUCGUACGUGGACAGACAUCAAGUCUAUUCUUCUGGAAAAACUGGUUGCUGCGGCCGAAAAGCUGAAAUGGCCAAAUAAGAUCGAAUGGAGCAGUUUACCCACAGAAGGCCGACAUUAUUUUGUGGACGCUUUCACGCGACUCUUAAAACUCCAAGAGAUAGCCGAGACGCUGCAUCCAGCAUUUGUGGAAACAGAAGAAUCCAAAGGGAAAAACGGAAUCUACGCUCUUCAAGCCCUUGUUCAACCCAUCGCCGCUCGAUUCAAAUACCACUUCGAAGGCCCGCGAGAAACCAAUCGUUUGGACAAGCCUGAAUGGUACUUCACCAAUAUCAUCAACGUGAUCCACCAGCACAGGGAAUUCAUGAACAAUAAUAUCCAACGGCUAUUAAAUGCCAGCCACUACAAGCAAAUCAAUGCGCACAGGGAGUUUACCCGCCUCUUAUUCCCAAUGCUGGGACGAAAGAUAAGGAAGUCAAUGCCAGAAUUGCUGCAAGAUACUGCAUUGUUGGCCCAGACUAUCUAUCAAUCUGUCGCGUUUGACACACAAGUCAGAGACGAUGGGUUCGCUCUUACGGGGACAUAUCUUGCUUUGAAUAAGGCAGCGGGACAGGUCGAAGAAUGGGAAGGUGUUAGUGAAGUCAUUUUGGGAAGAAAGGAGUGGUUUGACUCGUGGCUGGAAGCCGAACGGCGAUUUGCCGAGGCACAAUAUGAUGAACUCGUCCAUUCUCCCAACGCCUGGCAGUUGGUCGAUGAUGGGGCGCUUACAGACGAAGAUUCCGAGACUACAAUUGACCUUCGACCGACCAACUCUGCGCGACGCAUCAAAGCACUCUUUGAACAGAUUUCGGAUCGCUACAAGCCAUUGCCGCGGUUCAAUCAUCGGGCACGCUUCCUUAUUGCGAUCCAGAUACCUAUUUUAGAGCAUUAUCAUACGCGGAUUUCUGGAUCUUUGGACGCUUUCGAGACAUUAUCGUCUACUCUUCUGCGAGCUGUUCCUGGAGCCCUUGCUGGACAGGUUGGACACCAAUACGAUACCAGGCGACUUACAAGCGGAGUAGAUGGUCUCCAGCGAUUGAUCAAGGCCUUUGUUAGUGCGCGGUGGAUCACUAUUGCUAUGCAGGGUUGGGGGGAAAAGCUAUUCUACCUUGAGCUCUGGAAAGAGAUCAACGAACGAGCAAGCUUACGAGCAAAAGCCGCCGAACACAACUCUCUGCCUACACCGAUCCCAGAAAACGUGGAAGAAGGUGCCCUGUUCGACGAACUCAUUGCACAAUAUGACACCCUCACCGCACGAAGCGAGGACUUGAUUGUCCACCAUGUCAUAUCGGAGGUCCAGGACGCCCUCCGCGUUCAUAUAGCCAGCUCGUGGACAAGUGAAACUGGUGAUGAAGCCGUCCUGCCUUCAACAUUGCUGUCCCCUGUUACUGCCCUUCAACAGCAGUUGGCAUUUUUGGCGACCACACUCCCUGCAUCUUCCGUCACGAUUCUCUACAGAAGAAUUUGCUCGAGCGUGGCUUCCUUCCUGGUAGACCGCAUGAUUUUCCAGCAUUCAAGAGGCAAACUGGAGCCGAAUGAAGCUCCGGUUCUUGCAGCAGAAUACAAACUAUGGAUUGAAUGCUCAAAGCAGGCUGUUGGACGUAUGGUUCGCAAGCUCGAGAUCCCCUGGCAGCGCCUGCGCGAGGCCUCGACGGCCAUGAAUUUGGACCAUGAUGCGUUCCGAAGUCUAACAAACGCUGCAUGGGAAGCAAGUCCGGAGAACUAUGAAAAAGUGGCGGAGGAGUACGGCGUAUCCUCCUUCAGCCAGCGUGACGCACGGUCAUUGCUCCGUCUACGAACCGACUGUACAAGGUAG
Serendipita indica DSM 11827 is the source of this 2475-nucleotide messenger RNA. NCBI's taxonomy places the organism in Eukaryota, Fungi, Basidiomycota, Agaricomycetes, Sebacinales, Serendipitaceae. The record is from the annotation of a GenBank genome assembly.